Carcharodon carcharias (great white shark) is the source of this 12835-nucleotide messenger RNA. RefSeq names its product tyrosine-protein phosphatase non-receptor type 3-like. Gene Ontology annotation, cellular component: cytoskeleton; cytoplasmic side of plasma membrane; cytoplasm. The record is from RefSeq and is a predicted model, not a curated record. The transcript has 28 exons. Gene Ontology annotation, molecular function: protein tyrosine phosphatase activity; cytoskeletal protein binding. Lineage: Eukaryota; Metazoa; Chordata; Chondrichthyes; Lamniformes; Lamnidae. Gene Ontology annotation, biological process: protein dephosphorylation. Bases 143 to 2983 code for a protein of 946 amino acids.
UGGAGAAUGUGGAGUUGGUGACGUUCCACACCUGGUCGCGAGCUUUGCGAUGAGCGUUUAGAGCCGCGGCGUUAGCCGAGAUAGAAAAGGGAAGGAGGCGACACCGAUUGUGACUGAAUGUGGAGGUGUUGGAAGGAUAGUGAUGACAUCACGAUUUCGUGUACUAGGUGGGAGGACAAACCACAUACGUGCUUUUGAGAUACCAAGAGACAAACAUCGGUCAGAGGUCAUCUGCAAUGUCCAUUUCCUGGAUGGCAGUUUGCAGAGUUUCAAAGUCAAUAAACAAGAUGCUGGUCAAGUUCUGCUGGAUAUGGUCUAUAAACACCUGGACUUGAUUGAAAAGGAAUAUUUUGGUUUACAAUUUAUGGAUGAUUCAAUAGAAUGUCCUAGGUGGCUUGAACCUAGCAAACCUAUCAGGAAACAGCUUAAAGGAGGCGCACUAAAUUUCCGAGUGAGAUUUUUUGUAACAGACCCUAAUGCUCUGCAGCAAGAACAGACAAGGCACUUGUAUUUUUUACAACUGAAAAAGGAAUUUAUUGAUGGAAGAUUACCUUGUCCUCACAAUAAAGCAGUCUUACUUGCUUCCUAUGCAGUCCAGUCUGAACUUGGAGAAUACAAUCCUUCUGAGCAUCAUCCUGGCUAUGUGGAAAACUUCCAAUUUAUAUCUGAUAAAAACCAAGAAUUUCAAACCAACGUGAUGACCUUGCACAAACAACACAGAGAUCUUAAACAAUCGGAAGCAGAACUUGGUUAUUUAAAUAGAGCAAAAACCCUUGAAUUUUAUGGCGUGGAAUUGCACAACGCAAGGGAUCAAGGCAAUUUAGAGAUAAAGAUUGGGAUUUCAUCUGAAGGACUGCGUGUCUAUCGAAAUAUGGCUCGGAUCAGUUUUUAUCCCUGGGUAAAUAUAACAAAGAUUUCUUUCAAGAGGAAACGUUUUUUCAUUCAACUAAGGCAAAAACCUAAUGAAUCUCAGGAGAGUGUUGUUGGAUUUAAUAUGCUUAAUUAUAGAGCAUGUAAAAUCCUUUGGAAAUCAUGUGUAGAGCAUCACACAUUCUUUCAAGCGAAGAAGCCACUACCUCGGGAGAAAAAAAUACUCUCAAACUAUUUUACACUUGGCUACAGAAACCAGAACAGAACUAUCAACAAUCAGUUCUGUCAUCGUGUCAUUGGUGGCAUGGUCUGGAAUCCAAUAUUAAGAAAAUCUGUGUCAGUUGAACAGUUAGAAACCAGAAGCUUGCCUUCUCGCUCCCCACCAUCUACACCUGAUUGGCCAAGUCCAAGAUUAAGACAUGAUGCUCAAAAGCCACGGCAUUCUUCCGUAGAUAACCUUGCCACUGAGAUGGCAUAUAUCACAGAGAGUGAAGAAGUGUUUUAUAACUACAAGGCGAACGUUCCAGCCAUUGCAAAUAAAAAUGAUAUGGAGCCCUGCCCGAAACAUGCAUCGCACAGCUGGUCAGAGGAACAACAAUCACCAAAGAUAGUUACAGGGGAUGAAAUGCAACAACAGUUCUCUCAUUGCAUCAAAAGACAACGGCGAUCAUUCACACAUUCGGUGAAUGGCAUAGACACAAUUGUACCAAGUGAUGAUCACCUAUCUGUGUCUAUUUCUCACCCAUUGGAUGGUGUUGACUUGCAGUUUCUUGAGACCUAUGGAUUUAAGGCACCAAAUGUGGAUGAAACAACCCCCUGUCAAUACUACUGCGAUGACCAGACUAAUCUGAUAAACACUGAUAAUGGCUUGCUUUGGGUUCGAAUGAUACCUGAUGAAGAAGGAAGGUUUGGCUUCAACUUAAAGGGUGGAGUUGAUCAGAAAAUGCCCCUCAUUGUGUCAAGAGUAAGCCCAGGAUCACCGGCUGACACUUGUGUGCCCAAACUGAAUGAAGGGGAUCACAUCCUGUUGAUUAAUGGCAGAGACAUCUCUGAACAUACUCAUGACCAGGUUGUUAUGUUCAUAAAAGCAAGCAGAGAGUCACACUCCAGAGAGCUUGUAUUGCUGGUCAAACGAAAAGUUGCAAGCAGUCAUAGCGAGGACAAGGUGGAAGAGGAAACAGACUUCCAGUGUUUUCCAAAUAAUUCUAUGCAUUCCUCAUAUCCUGAAUAUGGUGAUUCAUUAGAAGAAUCCAUGAUUCAGCUUCGAAAAGGACUUGAAAGUGGAGCUAUACUUAAUCAGUUUGAUCAACUGUACAGGAAAAAACCUGGAUUAGCUGUCACGUGUGCAAAAAUGCCACAAAAUAUGGACAAAAACAGAUACAAAGAUGUAUUACCAUAUGAUGUUACAAGAGUUGUAUUGGAUGGAUCAGAAGAUUACAUUAAUGGAAAUUAUGUAAAUAUGGAAAUCUGUCAUACCAUUAUCCUAAAUAAGUAUGUAGCAUCUCAAGGUCCACUUCUACAUACCUGUCCACAUUUUUGGCAAGCAGUUUGGGAACAAGGAUCAUCCUUAAUUGUCAUGCUAACAACACUUACAGAAAGGGGACGGGUGAAAUGCCAUCAGUAUUGGCCAGAUCCUCCAGAAGUAUGCAAAUAUGGCAGCUUUCAGGUCACAUGUCACUCAGAGGAUUGUAGCAUUGCCUACGUUUUCAGAGAAAUGACACUUACUAACUUAGAGACGGGUCUAGAACGUGCUGUCAGUCAUCUUCAGUACAUAGCAUGGCCUGAUCACGGUGUCCCUGAUGACUCAACGGAUUUCUUUGACUUUGUGACUUGUGUGAGACAGAAAAGAAUCGGAAGAGACAAUGAGCCAGUUAUUGUUCAUUGCAGUGCUGGAAUUGGUCGAACUGGUGUCCUUAUUGCCAUGGAGACAGCAAUAUGUUUAAUUGAAAACAGCCAACCUGUAUAUCCACUGGAUAUUGUUAGAACAAUGAGAGACCAGCGAGCCAUGAUGGUACAGACAUCGAGUCAGUACAAAUUUGUAUGUGAAGCCAUUCUACGUGUUUAUGAGGAAGGUUUAAUUCGACCAUUGGAAGCGUGCCAGGCUGCAAAUUAACUGUGCCUCUUAUUCCAUGAAAUCAGAACAGCUUUGAACUGGAAAGUACUACAGUUUUCUACACUGUAGGACAAUACGGUAUAACUUUAUACAAAGUCAAUGUAUAAAUGUAUGUAUACACAGGAAGUGAAGUUACGUAUUUGGCCCUUCUGAUUAGAUUAAAAUUUAAUGAAUCUUCAGACAUUGUAAGUAAGUGAAUUAAGAAUAAUUAAGAAGUACAACAGUAAUACUGCAAUUCAGUUGAUCCUUUAUAAAGCUUCAUACAAAAAAGGGUGACCUGUUUUAGUAGAGGGUCCAAAUUUUAAAUCCCAGCUUUGACUUGGUAUUCAGGCCUGUCUGUCCUCAUAGGACAUUAUAUUUUUUAAUCAGUUCUUAAAAUGACCUAGAAUGGACUCCUGUAUGCUUUCAGGCCAAGGGAAAAUAUCAUGGAUCCAGUCCCACCCCUCCCCCUCCCCCCACAGAAUUAAUGCAAAGCCACAGUGUGUGGAACUUCUGACACAAGGAGGGAACAAUGAAAAGUAAGGUGAUUCAACUUGUCAAACGUCACAUUAUUAGGUUUAUUCAGGUUAAAUUAAAUGUUUUGUAGAUUAUAUUUUUGAAUAUUUAAAAUGCAGCUGCUGGAAGUUGUGGAAAAUCAAUAAUUCAGAAUGAUCUAAGAUGCGGCCACUUCCCAAUGUUGCAGUAAGAGGCAUUGAUUGACUGCUUGUCUUUUUGGUGGCAUUUGCCUUUUUGGUGGUGGCUGUCUUUUUGGUGUUUUUAGUUUAUGGUACAGUACAGUUUGGUAAUCUCAAAUGUAGUUUAGCUUAUAGUUUUCUUAGCAAAUAUGUUGCAAUGAGUUUUGCAUGUGGUACCACAUGCAAAUAAUUACAAGUUUGAGAAAGCUCUUCAUCUUAGUGCUGUAAUUUUGUACAACUUCAUGUUACAAAUGCAUUCAGUUGCAUUUGUAACUAGGUUCUCUGUUGAUGAUUACUCCAGUUUGCUGUGGUUCUGCUGAGGGUAACAUUGUUAUGCGGUGAAGCCCCUGUUUACAUACAUGAAAUGGGUUUGUCAAAUUUGAAUCUCAUUUUCUAGUAGCCUAUGAUACACAACAUUGAAAGGCAUAUUAAAUAUUACCAGCCAGGCCGAGCCCCUUCCUGGCCCAUAGGGAGAACAGAGCUAUUUGGAUGGGAUGCAUAAAAGUUGAUGAUAACAUGUAGAACCAUGGAAAAGUUACAGCACAGAAGGAGGCCAUUCGGCCCAUCUUGCCCAUGCUAACCUGAGGACACCCAGGUGCCCUUUCUAAUCCCACCUUCCUGCACCCGGCCCAUAGCCAUGCAGCUUACAGCACUUAAGGUGCAGAUCCAGGUACUUUUUAAAAGACUCCCCCAUUAAAACUGUUCCAUGAAACACUUUGUACGGUGCCGGUAAAGGAAAAGCAGUUUGUUACUUUCAUUGUUUCAGCAAUUUUAAAAUUCAAUUUAAUUUUUUUAAAUUACUUGAAUUGUAAUUAUUAUACACAGUAAUAGAAUAAAGCAGUAUUGUUAUGAAAAUAUAAUGGAUUCACUGUAGGAUUAGUGCCAUUUAAAACAACAUUUGUUAACAUCUCAAACAAAUAACUGUUCUAAGUACAGAGUCAUAACCAAAGAUGCUAUAUUGAACACAUUUUCACCUCAAUUUACACAAACUUGCAUUUCAUCAUUUCCAUUCUAAAAGGUCACAAGAACCAAAGUCAUCUUCUAAUACUGCUUAGUACUGCCUCAUACUUUCCAAAAGAUCCUGUGCUAGGUUUUGUAAUUUGAAGGAAAGAGCUUUAUGCAAUACAGUUCAUGCGAUUUACACUGGGCAUGAGGGGGAGUGUUACUAUGCAGGAAUCAUUAGUUUACCCAUAUGUACCCUUAUCUGUUUUUGCUUCAUUAUGUAUGUGUUAUUUAUUUGCACAGUUUAAAACUGUUGAAACGCAGAUGCACAAUUGCUGCUGUGAUAUUUCAGAAAGUGUGUUCAUAAAUUGAGCAGCAAGUUUGGUUUGUAAUAUGUAAUUUACUUGAUUCCAACACUGCCAUUGGCCCUUAAGCUACACUGAUGUGAGACUUUCCCCACAAUCCUGUCUGAAAUUAGGUGGAAUAGUGGCAGUAAAGGGAAACCAAUUGAUUUGUGAUUUACUGCCAACUGACUGUCCCAAUCUGACUUCACCAUUAUCUCCCCUUCCCAGGAUCAUUGCUGGUCCCUCUUUCUGCACUCACCACAUGCAAAUGCUGGCAAAGUCCAGGUUAAUGACUCAUUUCCUUUCUGUCCACCCUCAGUCCCUGCAGCUAUCUAGGGCUACCAGGUGUGCCAUGAUGGUGGACCUGGGGCAGCAGUGGAAAUAGCUCCAGAUCCUCCCUCAGUAGAGGCCUCCUCUUCCUUUGGUCAGUUACCUGCUGAAGGCCUCAAUUUCAGCUAAGGUCUCUAAGGAAUUAGCCAGUCCCAUCUUCAGGACUCUGUAGCCUAUUUAAUUAUGUCUUCUACCUCUUCAGUUGCUGCACUAAUAGGCUGUCUGGUUACAGAUGAGGAUUCCAUUGGGCAAUUGCCAUGAAUACCUACUCAACCCUUGACCCCAGAAAUUGGUCCAGGGUUGUGGUAGCAGGUGGAAUUCUCACCCUGAGCCUUUAGAGACAGGAUCAGAAAAACCCAGCUGGUGAUUUUUGAUUUAUUUUUCCUCCUAAGGUAAGUUAUUUUCUGGAUUCUGCAUUCCUUUUUGCAUUACUAUGUCCUCUUAUUCUUGAUAUUUUAAUAAAUUUUCAGUAUGUUUUCCCAUGAGUUUAAUACCCUUCCUAUAAUGAUGUGUCCAGAUUUGCAUGCUUCAACUGUGGAGAAAAAACUAAAUUCAUCAUCAUUACAUAGGAAUAGGAAUAGGUCAUUCCUCCGUCAUUCAAUAAGAUCAUGGCUGAUCUGUAUGCUUCAACUCUCAUUUCCCUUGAUAUCCUUAGCUAAUAAAAAUCUAUUGAUCCCAGUCUUGAAAAUUUCUGUUGACCUUACACCCAUAGCCUUUUGUGGGAGAGAUUUCCACUACCUUAUGUGAUAAAGGGCUUCCUGAUUUCACUCCUAAAUGGCCUAGCUCUAAUUUGAAUAUUUUGCUCUUUUGUUCUCGAUUCUCACACCAGAGGAAAUAAUUUCUCUGUCAUACCCUAUCAAAUCUGUUUAUUAAUUUUAAGACCUCAAUUAGAUCUCAUUCAACCUGCUCAACUGAAGGGAAUACAAACCCAAGUUUUGUACCUGUACUCAUAUUUGAACCCUUUUAACAAUUGUAACAUUCUAAUGAAUCUGCACUGUACCCCAACAAAGAAUAAUUUAUAUUUACUGAUGUUUGGUUCCCAAAACUGAACUCUCAACUUCAUAUGGGGUCUGACCAAGGUUCUGUACAACUGAAGCAUUGCUUCCUCAACUAUUUUAUUCCAGCCUGUGAUAAAGGCCAAAAUUCCAUUAACCUUUUUGAUGAUUCCUUCUUUUGGUAUUCAUUGUUCUUAUGAAUAAACCCCAUUUUUCAUUUGCCAUUUUUUGUAGCUUUUUCUACUUGCACUCCCACCUUUGGUGAUCUAUGCACCCCUCUAAAUAUUUCUAUUUGUACAAUCCGAUAAAAGCUUAUUAUCUAGCACGUAUUUGCUCCACAAUUCUUUCUCCAAAAUAUACUACACCCCAUCUCUCUGUAUUUCCUGUUGCUAGCGCAUUUUAUCUCCCUGCUGCUCCAUCUGCAUUCCUCAAAGUUUGCAAUAGCUGCUAAUUUGGCCUCAUAAGCAAGCUUCAGUAUCAUUCGUUUAAAGUCUUAUGUUAAAAUCAUUCCAGUAAAUAGAAAACAAGAGGCCCUAACACAUCUCUGUAUUCUACACCAAGAAAAGACUCAUAGUCCUAUAAUUUCUUGGUUUAUCCCUUCCUCUUCUACAAAAUAAUGGAAUAAUAUUUGUCAAAUUCCAGCUUCUAUUUCCCAAGAUAUUUGGAAAACUAUAUUUAGUGCCUUAUCUAUCUCUUUCAUAACCUUGUCCAGGAUUCUGGGGGGCAAAUAAUUUGGAUCUAGUAUUAUCAGGUUUCAGUUUCAUUAACUUUUUUUAAGACAGCCCUUUUGCAUAAUGCUUCACCCGCAUCCUUCUAAGAUAACCUUUGUCAUCUUUCACUGUAACAAAAAAAAACAAUUCAUAAUACUUUAUAGAGAUCACUACCAGUUCCACUUUCUGAAGAGCUAGAAACUCCUUCAUGGAACUCUCUUCCGCUAACAGUAGUUGAUGCAAGGUCAUUGGUUAAUCUGAAAUUUAUAGUUCAUGCAGUUGAGGAAAAAUUAUUGAUAUGGUUAGGAGAUUGUGUUUAUGCUCUCUCAAUCUUCCUUCAGCCCUACUUCAUUUAACAUCAUCAACAUAUUUUUGUAUUUCUUUCCCCCUAGUUUGGGACAGUGCAUCUUUGCUUGUCUUCUUAACUACUCCUCAUGGUAGCUAGUUGCAUUUUCUAACUAUUUUUUGGGUAAAGAAGAUGUUGCUGAGUUCCCUAUUAGCUUGAGUGACUAUCUUAUAUUUAUGGCAUCCAGUUCAGAUCUCCCUGGCAAUUGGGAAUAUUGUGUCUCUGUCUAUUAAACCCUUUCAUAAUUUUAAAGACUUGUAUCAGGUCACAUCUCAGUCUUCCAUUUCCUAGAAAUAAGACCCCAACCUAUUUAAGGUAUAACCUCUCAGUUUUGGUGUCAUUCUAGUAAUUUUUUUUGCACCUUCUUCAAUACCUUUUUAUAAUAUGGAGAUUAGAACUGUCUACAGUAUGCCAAAUGUGAUCUAACUAAGGUUCUAAGCACAUUUAACAUAACUACUUUGCUUUUUAUUUCUAGCUUUCUAGAAAUGGACACCACUGUUUAACUUGUGUUGCUAGUUUUAGCGAUUGCUGAAUCUGUACUCUCUGAUCCCCCAGUUCCUCUACCUUAUUCAGACACUUAUUUUUCAAGGCGAAUGUGACCUCCUUAUUCUUAUAUUAAAAUGUUCCCUCACACUAAUUUCAAUUGAAGUUCAUUUGUCAAUUACAUGCCCAUUCUGCAAGUUUACCAAUGUCUUCCUGUACUUUGUCCCAGUACUUGUCUUCAUUAAGUACACUAACCUAUUUGGUGUCAUCUAUAAAUUUUGAAAUGAUACUUCGAAUUCUGUGUACAAAUCAUUUAUGUAACUAUUGAACAACAUUUGCCCCAGCACUGAUCCCUAUCCAAUAAUCCACUUCUGACUGUCAACCCCUUCACUUGUUUUGUUUUGUAGUCGGAUUGCUACUUGUACACUGACUGCACAAGUUCUGAUCUUAGUCAUGAGCCUACUAUCUUAUCAAGGCCUUUUGGAAAACCAAACACAUUAUGCCUACUGCAUUAUCCUUAUCUACACCUUCUGCUAUUUCUUCAUUCAAUAAAGCUGGUCAAGCGUGACAUUCUCUUUGAAAGAAAAUGUACUCGAUAGAAAUGUUGUUUUCUAUCCGAAAGUGUAGAAUAAAAGUACAAGGAGGUAGUGUAAAGCUUGCACAAGAUCUUAGGCCAUAUUUAGAGUAUUGUGCCUACUUUUGUACUUACUUAAUAAAAUUAUUUUUUUUAAAUAGCAAUAGAAAGGAUCUUAAAUUCACUAGAAUGUAAGGUUACAGAUAUGGAGAGAGAUGCGAGAAGUUAACACUUUUCCAUUGAAGCUGAGAAGUUUCGAUGAAAAGGAUGAUCAAAUCAAGGUCUUCAAAAUACUGAAGAGAUAUGGCAAAGAUAAUGAUUAUUAUUCUUUCCAUUGCUCAGUGACAUGUUAACAGAGGGCACAAAUUUAAGUUAGUCACAAAAAGAGUUAAAAGGAAUCUAAGUUGGAAUACUAUUGUUGAAGCAAAGCCCAUAUAUUAUUCUAGAAGGGAAUUAGAUGCUUGAUGAAGAGGAACAUUAAAUGGAAUGGGAUGUGAGCAGGAAGUGGAGUUAGAUUAAGUUGCUCAUGCGAGAAAAGCCCAAGUGUGAGCUUGAUGAAUUGAUGUGCCUUUUUCUGUGCUGUAAUAGUGCGAUGAAUAGUAAUUCAGAGGAUGGAGCUUGAAGAUAUUUGGUAUAAGAACCCCCUCAGAGGAGUUAUUUUUAUAUGCAGCGACUUGUUAUGAUCUAGAAUGUACUGCCUGAAAGGGUGGUGGAAACUGAUUCCAUGAUAACUUUCAAAAAUAAAUUGGAUAUAUAUUUGAAAAUGAUAUUUUUUCAGGCCAAUAGGCAGUAACACUAAUUGGAUAGCUCUUGCAAUGCACCGACACAGACACAAUGGGUCAGAUAGAAUCUUACAGGUAAGGGGGCUAUCAUCAGGUGUGCAGUUAUAUAAUAUUGUACCCUUAGAAAAGGCAAGAGGUUAAUUUAAGAUCUACAUGUAUUCACAAUGUGUCUGGUUUCUGAGGAUGUCGCUAAAAUUACAGUAUCCUUUUUAAAAGAAAACGUUCAUAUAAGGUAAGAUAGAAAGAGGAUGAUUAAUCUUGAAAAUGUAUUAAGAUCUUCAGGGCCCAGGUUUAACAUUGCAAAUUCACAAAUAUUCUUAUACUGAUUAUCAUUGUGAUCCACAGCAACUAACUUGAUAACUGAUUUUGCUAUUGAGAGGCCUAUAUAAAUAACCAAUGUACCUCUGCACGCUGCAUUAUUUGAAAAGGAAUAUGAGAGGAAUUUAGCAGAAUCUUCAAGUCCUUGGCUUUGUUAGGUUUUUUUUGGCUGUUAUUGGCAUCCCUGUAAAUAUCAAGGCUUAAAUGUAGCAGGAAAGAGGCAUAAAAUAGUUGUGGAAUGAGAGUGAGUUUCGGAUACUUUUUCAAACUCUUCACCACUACUACCCCCCACAAACACUAGGUUGAGACCACAAGUGUGAAAAGUGAGUAUCUGCCUUGCAAUAUUGCAUAGAUUCAUGGCAGUGGUGUCAAGACAACUUCUCUCUAAAGCAAAGAUAGAAAUCUCCAAUAUAUCUAGGCAAUAAGUUCUUAGCAAAUUUUAAGGGUAAUUUAAAAAAUUUUGUGUGGUUGGCACAGAAAUUUAGCCUGUCAUUGGGACAGCUGACCCUCACAUCUGGAUUCCUAAUAAGUGUUCUCUUUUGGCAUAAAAUUUACCCCACAAUCUGUAGCUGCAAAACACAAAAUUAAUUUUAGUUUCAUUAUUCCUAUACAACCAAUUACCAUUGAAGAAGUAUAUGUCAAACUAGUACAAAAGUUGCUCUUGUAACCUAUGCUGUGGAUAGAUGAGCAAAUGCAUAAGUCACUCAGAUCAGAUUUGAUCAGCCAUCAUUGAAACUUAAGUGGAGGUGCAAUUCGUUUGAUGAAUUUUACAAUAUUGGGCAUGAAAUGCUGCAAAAUCCAAUUUAUAAAUUGUUGAAUGUACAGAAUGCACCUCUACAAUAAGAAGAAUAAAAUGCAUGAGAGCAUAAUUUGCAUUUCAGUUUUAUAAGGAAUGUACCCCAUUCAUAAAGAAACACCGACUUACCCUUUUCAUUAUGACAAGUUGAAUCACAAUGUCGCCCGUUCACAGUAAACCCUCCUCUUCCAUAAGGUGCAAUUUUCUGACUUUGCAUUUCAAUGGAGAAUUUUGACCACCAGAAAGCACAGACUGAAAAUUCAAAUUUGUGCUUUGCACAGUUUUCCAACAAUGUCAACUUUGGCUCAGUGAUAGCACUUCGCCCUUAAGCCAUACUCCAGAGACAUCAACACGUAAUUGAAGGGCUUCUGGUGGGCGGGGCUCCCUACUAGGCAUUCAAAAUGAAAAAAAUUCCCCCAUGGUGUAAUUAAUAUCAGUACACCUUAUCAUUCAAUGUAUUAAUAAAUCACAUUCUUGCUUUGCCCAGGUUUACCUACAAAGUAAAAUACCAGAAUUUUGUGUUGAGCUCCUGAGUUUUAUGGUGACAAUUGGUUACCUUUUACCUUGGUAAUGGAACUAAAUGAAAAUAUCAUUAAUUGAACUCAAAGUUUAAUUCAAAUUUGUAUUUUAGUUUACUCUUUGUAUAUGCAAUAACACGCCAAACGAAUGGUUUAAAUAAGCAUAAUAUAUGGUACUUUAAAAUUUGGAGCUAUCUGUAUGUAAGAUGGGAGGCACAGUAUGUUGUUAUUUAUUCACAAGAUGAAGCUUAUACUGAUUCUAAAAUGUAACUGACUGGAAAUCAAACUUGCACUGAAAUAUCUGCCAGAGCUGUAUUUUAAUUAUGCAAUAAGACUUACAUAUACUAACUUGAUGUAGUGUCAGUCAUCUACCCAACCUAUUUGAAAUGUAAUUGAAUGUGCCAAGUGCCAGGGUAAUUUGGUCAUUAAUUCUUCCAGCAUACAUCAAAUAUUUAGUUAAGUUUUUUUAAUGGGUUAAUGCAUAAAAUUAAAGUCUAAAUUAACCUCAGCCAUGAUUCUGCUAUCAGUGUACUUUAAAACUAGUAAACCAGAGCUCUCCAGUAGAUACUUCUGGGGGAUUUAAUACCACUGUAAGCUUACAAAUCACUUUUUAAAUAAUCUCAGAUGUUAGUGUUUUGUAUUAACAUUGUCCAUUGGUGCACUUUCAGUGUCACUCCAUAAAUGUAGAAUUAUUACAGUGCAUGAAUAUUGUUAAAUGUACCUAGGUUGAAUCAUUUAGGAUUAUUUAUUCUGCUUUUUGUAGGCUUUAUUUUGUUUCUAGCUUCCCGUACUCCAAAAUUGCCCAAAAUAGGUUUUGCAGUGGAAUAGUUUAUGUUUUCUGUGAGAGACACUAUUUUGAUGCAUUCUGUGCCUUAUUUUACUUUGACCAAUGAGCAAUACAGAACAAUAUCUUCGUAUAAUAACAUACUAAGAAAUGCUUUCAGAAGAACACGGAAAAGUCAUCUCGCAGAUAUUUCUCAAUUAAAAGCUAAAAUCUCAAAAAUAACCAAUUUAAACUUGAUUUAUUUACUUAAUUUACUGCAAGGUACUGGAAUAUGUCAAAGUAUGUUUUUUAUGAGCUUUCCCUAAAGUAUUAAUGGAAGUAUUAAAGUAAUGUUAAUAAUCAUCUCCCUCACUUAAUUUGUUUUUCACUUGCUAUGAUUAUAUUUGUUGCACAUGUAACAUUGACAUUAAUAGAAUCAGAUACUGGUAUCUUUAUUUGUGUACACAGUGAACUGAACUAGGGUGAAAACUCAGACUAGAGUAUUGCAAUGUUUUUUGGUAACAAACCUACUUAAAUAAUCACGAUCAUUUGUUAAAUAGAUCAUAAAAUUAUUGUUGAAAUGUAUGCAAACAGUACAAUCAGUUUUGUUUACUUGUAAGAAUGGCUAAUUUAGCACACUUGCCUUUCUUGUUCGUAAGAUAAGAACAAUAACCACUUUUUGUUUGUCAAACAUAAUACUUAUGACACUGGAAUAUCAUAUAUUUUUGUUCAAAGUGUUAAAUUAUCUGUUUUGGUUAUUCCAUUAUAUUGUACACUAAAUUUUUAAAUACUGUUGUGUAUCUAAUUGAUUCUAUUUUAAUUUCUUGUUUUGGUGAUAAGCACAUUUUGUGCCACAGUAGUUUUCCUUUAUCCUCAUUGGGGAUUUUUAAACUAUUGUCAAACAUUAAAAUUCAAAAUAAUUGUUAAUAUUUUUUUAAAAUCUGUAUGAGCAUCUUAACUCACUACUCUGAAUAAUCAUUAAAUUGUAAAUUGGUGUUAAUAUUUUCAACAUUUAAAUUAUUAAGAUACUUAGUAACUUUCCUGAAUGAAUGUAAUAAAACAAAGAAUUGUUUUAUUUUUGUAGUUGCACUUAAAGGUUAAUGUUAAUAUUAGUAAUUGUACUUAUUUUGGUUCUGGAGUUGUUGGGAAACACGCUUCAGCGUGAUCUGAUUUUCAAUCCUAGACAUUUUUGGUUUGUGUAAUAAAAAUGUCAGUAUGAUGCAAUUGUUACAAUUAAUCGGUACAAUAAAUAAAGUAUUGUUUGUUUACUCCUUUAA